AACAUGUCAGCGACCUUAAUAAAAAAAGAAACCAUCAUAACUAGCUUUUGCAUGCAUUUCCUUAUAGUAUGUAUCUGUGCCCUGUAAAUAGUGAAGAAAAUCAAUUGCCGGUUUCCCGUGAACGUCUCUGGGUGCUCAACCCACGCGGGGGUUUAAAUGGUCUUCACAGACGGUUAUCGUUAAGAGUUUUUUAAGGGUCAAAACCGUCCCCGAAUCAUUAACAGUGACGUUUCAAACACAUUUGUGUGACUGCCUGAUGAACUAAAGCAGUCCCAUGUAGAAAUGCAGUUAUAAACUUCUAACAUAUGAAACUGGUAAUCCAGUUGAUGCGACCUGCAAUGGGUACCGCGUGCAACAGUGUGCAUUCAAAACCUUAUUUAAAAAUCUGCGUUUCCAUAUUUUCCAGAUGUUUGUGGGUUUCUGUGCAGGUACAGAUGUGCGUGUAUUCAUGCAGCAUAAACGGUCAAAAUGUAAUUAUUUCUGCUCUCAUGUCACGGCGUAGACUGAUGUGUGUUUAAGUUCUGGCUCAGGUUUCCGAGGCUGUGGUGGUAAAAUAAAGACAGCCUUUAACUCCCGGCGUCUGACUACAACAAACACUGCUGCUUUGUUCUAACACAGUCUGCUAUACAUACACACAACACUCCACAGGAAUAUCAUAGGACCACCUUCCCCCUCCACCGUCACUGGUUUCUGGUUGUCUUAGAAAUUCCCUAAACGCCUUUCAUGGUUUCUGCUGAGUAAAGUCGUUUUUUUCUGGCUGAACCGGGUUGUGAUUUUUUUUUCUCUCUCUUGUUGGGAGAUUUUAAGUGUUUGGUCUUGUGUGAAUACGCAGUAGAAAUUUUAAAGUGGGGGUAACAAAGCGGCUUGUCCAUCUUCAUAGAGUAGUAAUUGUUCGCCGUCUUGGCAGACAGCUGGGAAUUAUAAUUCGGGAAUUUUUUACUCAGCUUUCUGGGAAGGCAAAUUGUAAAUCGUGGAAAAGUGGUUUUAAGUUUCUGCCUCGGUCUCUCCCAGCUGUUUCUGUGAUGUCAUGGGGAGGCGGGUGUUCGUCUUGGGGUGAUUUACCGGCCUCCCCUGAAGCUGUGGGGCGGGGCCACUAUGAUGUAAACACAGAUAAAAAGGUGCUGCGGCUGGUGUGGGUUUCAGUCCGAGAAACUAGUUUACACUUUCACUACAAUAAUUGCUGCUGCUGUUGGGAUUCACCUCCUUAAGCUGACUACGCUGCUGUAGACACACUACUGGAUUAGUUUCUCUGGAUUAUUGUAUUCAAUUUUUUUCUACCUCCUCUGAUUUAUUUAUUUUUUCUGGAUUUUGUUCUCUCAGAUUCUGCCUGCAAACAUGUUGCAAAGUUUUUCUCAGUCGCCGGACUGGCUUUACUCAGAGCCGCUGCUGUUUGAUGAUGAGUUCUGCCAAAGUUUGAUGAAGGACCUCCAGUCAUUGCCGACACCACCCCAGUCCCCUCCCAUGAAGACCGAGCUGACAGCCUGCAAGCCCCUGUCCAAGGAGGACCAGUUGAGCUUCGUGUCAGACAUCCUGCUGGAAGACCAUGAUGUACAUCAACUCAGCUGGACCAGUGACUUCUUUCAGUCUGCCACGGAGAAGGAGGGUGAGUCCAGCAAGCCUUGUUCUCCUCUGGAGGACGGUGGGGAGGACAGCCUUUGGCAGUACCUUGCUGCAGACAAGAGUCUAGAAGAGAAGCUGGUCUCCUCGAUGCUGGGCUCCAGCCCUCUGCUGUCUGACAUUGACACCAGCAUCUUUGAGGAGAUUGCUGGCUCCACGCUCGACUGCCAGAACCUGAUGGGUGCACAGGAGCCAAAUGAGGCUACAUCAGACUAUGGCUCAACUGGUGGCGAGAUGUCUACGUAUUCAUCAAGUGACUCUGAAGAAGAAAUUGACGUGGUGACUGUGGUACGCUGUCCCUCGAGCCUUUCCCCCCUGCCCUCAUUGGCUGAUCUUUCCAGCCGCAAACAGAAGCAAGAAGAGGAGCAGCGAGCUCUCCAGCGCCACCACUUUGAGAUCCAGCUACAACACAACUACGCCGCCCCGUGCCCCGCCUCACCUCCACCUUCGGUCUCAUCCAACAAGCGCUCAAGGGGUAGCGAUGGCUCGGCGCGCUUCCAUCACUCUCUCCGCAACCCUUCAUCUUCUUCAUCUCGUUACCACCACUCUUCCCGAAACUCAACAGAGACGGAGGAUGAGGAGGAGCGGCGGCGGACUCACAAUGUAAUGGAGCGGCAGCGGCGCAACGAGCUUAAGAACUGUUUCAUGCGUUUGCGUGACAACGUACCAGAGCUGUCACACAACGACAAGGCGUCCAAGGUUGUGAUACUGAAGAAGGCUAGAGACUGCAUCUAUGGCCUGGAGGACGAGAGCCACAGACUCCAAAACAAGAGAGACAAACUUAAAGCGAAACAGGAAGAGCUGAAAGCCAGACUAGAACAGCUCCGCAGCUAAUGGACCAAGGGGGACGUGGGGCGAAUUCUGUUGGUGUUGUGUCCGGGAAUUAAGAGACUUUGUACAAAGACUUUAGUGGAUGAGGAUAAAUGAUGGCGCACCACGUUGCAAUGCUCACACAAUGACAUUUCAAAGACUUGCUCGUAUAAAAUCUGGACCGUCUAUACACAAACACUGGUUCUUAACGCAAAGACCACAACACGCUCAUUGCCUCAGAACUGAACCUCUUCAUGCCUUGACUGCUGACUGUUGUUGUUGAGUGUAAGGUGGUUUGUUUAUGUUUAGUUUUUUAUUUUAUUUUAUCCUCAUUUGACUCUUUGGGGUUUCCAAAUGGCACGGCUCAAACAAACAAAGCCAGUGGUUCUUAUUUGACCAGAUAACUGGAAGCCACAACAGCUCAGUGUUUGGUAGUUGAAAGAAACUUGAAUUUUGUGUUUUCAGGAUGUCUUAUAGCCAUAUUGACCAGUGAUCCCUCCACUCGUUAUCUAGAUGUUUGGUGGCUUUCCAGUUAUUUGGACAACAUUUGAACACAACUAGUUCUGUUCAUCACCGGUUCUCUCACAAAGUGUUUAAAUGUGCAUGUACGGAAGCUCAUAAGCCUUAUCAAAUAGAUUUCAGGUUUUAAAAGACUGCAGGAACAUGAUCUGACCGGGGCGCGGUGCUGCCACAGCAUUUCAGCCACAGCUGUGACAGAAAGACACUUCAACAUUAAAUUCUUGCAGGUUCAAACAGAGAAGCAGACCGUUGUUGUAUUUAAUGUUUCUUAGUUGUGGGGGAUUUAGUGGAAGUUUAUUCCACUACUCAUGGUGGAUGUUCCAGUUGUUUGGAACGUGUCAUGUCACUUUAUCAGUUAAUAAAAUAAAAUAUCACUGUGAUCAAUACUGUAGGCCUCAGCACCUUUUGAAGAGUUGGAGCAACGCAGCUUCACAUCAGUUUCUCUUGAUCAUUGCAAGCCUACAACAGAAAAGUGUCAUUAUGGGCCAAAAUUCAUUCACGGCCAUUGACUUUGACUAACAUUCCCGUUUAUUAAAAAAAAAUAAACAAACUGGUUUUGUGAUGUGCCAAAAUAAUGAUGCGUGCAAAUGGCUGCUGAAGAGAGAUCAGUGAUAUUUUUCAGACUAGAACAUGACAUCAGGCUGUGCCUCCUCAUCACAAGCCCGGAUAUGUUUAUUUACUGGUGUUUUUAAAGAUCUUUCUGCCAAUGUUAUCCAUUGAUGUGCUGUUAAAGAGACAAAACAUUGUUGCAUGUGCGUCACGUGUCAUAACAGUUGUUCAUAUUAAGCGUUUGAGAGGACUUGAGCAGAUCCUGGCUUGUGGGGGGUUGGUCUUGAAAUCCAUUAUUCAGGACUCUUCGUCUCCUUUCUGCGAUUCCACCGCUGUCUAGUUAAAAUGUCUUCUUCCAGAAAUGGACAGUUUGUUUGUUUUUCCUCAUAUCUGUUAAUUGUUUUUCAAUUUUGUAGAUAUCCAGGCUGCGUUGCCUUUGAAGAUUCAGAUAGAUUUUUAACAAGACAGCAGGGAUACAUAAAACUAAACAAACCUACCUCCACCUGACUGCAUUUUGUAGUAAAUGUACAGACAUUUUUGGUUAUUGUAUUAUAAAUUAUUUUAGUUAUUAAGUCUUUGUUUAUGACCUUGAAUUUAAAAGGAAAGCACCUUUUUAAUACGAAAAUAAAAUUGAAAAUGAGUCAGUCA
Melanotaenia boesemani (Boeseman's rainbowfish) is the source of this 4143-nucleotide messenger RNA. RefSeq names its product myelocytomatosis oncogene homolog (gene mych). The transcript has 2 exons. The coding region runs from base 1336 to 2451 and encodes 371 amino acids. Gene Ontology annotation, biological process: positive regulation of cell population proliferation; regulation of transcription by RNA polymerase II. NCBI's taxonomy places the organism in Eukaryota, Metazoa, Chordata, Actinopteri, Atheriniformes, Melanotaeniidae. Gene Ontology annotation, molecular function: RNA polymerase II cis-regulatory region sequence-specific DNA binding; protein dimerization activity; DNA-binding transcription factor activity, RNA polymerase II-specific. The record is from RefSeq and is a predicted model, not a curated record.